Molecule: messenger RNA, 4359 nt
Organism: Adineta ricciae
Lineage: Eukaryota; Metazoa; Rotifera; Eurotatoria; Adinetida; Adinetidae
Source: the annotation of a GenBank genome assembly
AUGUUUGAAUUUACACUUAAAUUUUUGAGUGGUGAUAGUCGCAAGUAUGAAGUUGAUGAAUCGACAACUGUUCGUCAAUUUAAAGAACGUUUACGUGAAGAAUUGAAUAUUCCAAUUGAACGGCAACGUUUGAUUUUCCAAGGAAAAGUUUUACAAGAUGAUACGAAAUUAAUCGACAGCAAUAUCCAAGAUAAAACAAUUCAUUUCGUUGAGCGUGCUGAACCAAUUCCACCACCUGCACCGCAUAACACUACCGGUGCAGCUUUAAGUGGCACAGGUAUAGGUACGAACGAUGGCGGACUAAAUCAAGCAAUGAUGGAUGAAGUUAAUGAAACAACGAGUAUCUUUAUAAAUGCUUUUCCUGGUGUUGCGAAUUUACAACCGAAUGACCUUCAAAAUUUGGUUCAAAAUCUACUCAAUGAUUUGGGUGAUGUUGGUCGACAAGCUCAAGUGAACACCACAAUGGCUUCGGAUGGUCAUGGUGUCGAUAUUAACAUUGAUUUUGGCAAUGUAAAUCAAGUUUUAGAGCAACAAGAAAUUAACGAACGCUUUCGGUCUAUUGGCCGUAUGUUAACACGACUGAAACUUCGUAUUGAUCGUAUUGAACAAAUUGUGCAGUCAAAUUUUCAACUGUCACCUACUCCACCACCAUCAGCUUCAGAAAGAACAGCAAGCCCACCACAACCAGUCCCAACACAAACGGAGCCGACUGUUGUGCCACGUCCACCGCCACAGCAACCAGCAGCAGCAGCAGCAGCAUCACCAUCUGCGACAGCACCGUCGACCACAUUUCUCGGCAUGGAAGAUAUCACAUCAACUGAAAUGGAUGCCGAAUCGCAAGGUUCAAUACAUGCAAAUGAAACACUUCGUACACCGUCAAGCACAACCAGCGCUAUGUCUGCAAAUAGUGCUGCAACACCAACAAGAACCACAAAUAAUAAUCAAACACCAACGCCUCCACGAACAGCUCGGGAUUUAGCUGAAUUGAUGAACACAAUCGAUAUGGAACACCAACGAUUACAAAGCUUUCAUCAAGUUUAUAUACGUACCAUAACACAAAGCGACGCAUUUGAACAAGAGUUAGCUGGUCGUCAACGAUUCUAUUCAUUGUAUAAUGAAGCAACACAUUUAAUUGCACAUAUAUAUCACAAUAUAACUGAUUUCACUCUUGAUUUGAAUGAUCCAUUAGAAACACGAGUCUUACAUUUGGGAGAAUUACCAAUUUCACAAGCAGGUCUUGCUUCGAUUACACAAAAUGCCGCAGUUGGAGUAGCAUCCGGCCAAGACGGAGCACCAAGAAUUCUUCCACGUGCUUCACGUUCGAUUGGACGACAACCAACAGCGGUAGCGGCAGCUCGUAUUAUGGGACCUAUACAGAUCACAACUGGUGCAAAUCCGACAAUGAUGUCUGGAGAAGUCCGAAUGCCAUUUCAAAAUCCGAUGGUUCAAAUACCUCGCAUGGUACUCAAUACUGCUACACGACCAAGCAUGCCUUUCCGUCCUCCGGCACCAGUUCCAGGUAAUUAUGGUAAUAUGCAACCAUCGAUGCGUUUCAAUCUUGGUACUCUACCGUACACAUUUAUGCAAAUGGGGCCCGAUGGAAUUACUCUCAAUCAAGUAUCAGCAUCCGUCGUCGCUGAUGUACAAACUGGUAGUUCGCCUUCAUCGCAGCCAUCGGCAGUAAAUACUGCAUCGAAUCAAUCAAUACCAAUCAAUCUCCCUUCAGGUUCUACACACGUGAUUUCAAGUCCUAUUCAUAUCAACGGUGGCCAAUUAGACAAUAAUCUUGCUGCUGAAAUAGCUCAACGUGUUUCAAAUAGUGUUCAACAACAUUUUGCACAGAUAGCCAAUCAGCAAACACCAGGCGGUGCAAAUAAUAGUACUCAACCAUUGAAUAACAAUAAUCAAAAUAUAGCGAAUUCUCUACUGCGUUCCGCAUUCGCUCUUCAACCCGAUUCAGCUUCGUCAAUUCGUGAUCGUAACGAGACGACCCGAUCGCGUUCUGCUGACUCACGGCCACCCAAUACCAAUACAAAUAUUUCAACGCAAUCAAAUAUUGAAGAUGACGACAAUGAAUGGAUAGAUCUCCCAUCAAUGGAACUUCCUAUACCAACUCCACCACUUCCCCCUUCACAAAUGCCAGCAAUCCCUCGUCUUCGAGGACCUGCUAUCAUACAAUCAAUCGACCGAAGUUUACCAUGUGCAUCACCAUACUUCACUCAAACGUUACGUCCACCGUUUGACAAUCCGAAUAAUGCCACUAAUCUAACACCGAACGAAGUGGCUGCAUUGAAUAAUACACCCAAUCGUGCUGUUAUAUUUGCUACGACACCACAGCGUAAUCGUGGUCGUCAUCGUCACCCAGCUGGACCAUGGGCACAACAGAAUCAACAGCAACAACAAAUGCAAAACUUCAUGUUAUCUUCACCCGGCGCUCCUACAGGUAGCACGAUGUUUACACCUAACGGUCAUGCUUACAAUAUGACAGCACAUUCGUUCGAAAUUCCAAUGGUUAUAUCGACUUCAACAACCGUCGACACAUCUCAAUUACCCUCAUCGACAACAGCAUCGUCAACUGACGCCGCUCAACAACGACAACAACAACCUUCGGCGACGAAUGACGGAGAACAAGUUCAAAUAAAUGCUAUUUUAAGUCAAGUUCUCUCACAAAUUCUACCUGGUGUUUUACGAAGUGGUAAUGGACGCGUUCGAUUAAACAUUGGUCAAAACAACGCUGGCCAUUCGAAUAUUCAAGCACCACAGCCGACACCAACACAAUCCAGUGGGACAAAUCAAGCACAACACGCAACAGCACCGCCUGCUGUCAACAAUAUUCCGGGCGUUGUUGCUGGUGGUUUAGAUUUCUCGAACUUUGCUCGAUCGAUUAACAGUAUGGUUCAAGGCAUCACGGGUCGACUCAUACCUGGAGCAACAUUGAUAAAUGCGACUCCAUCAACCACUGCUUCAACAUCACCAUCUACAACUGCUACAUCUAAUACAAGUUCUUCAACACAGAAUAGUAAUACAUCAACCGGAGCCAACAGUAAUGAAAAUGACAAUGUUACUGAACAAAUGUUAGGAGAAUUAUUACGUUUACUGGGCGGUGGUAUGGAUAAUCCUGAAUUAGAAAAUCUGACUAUUGGAUCCUUUAUGCGACGUUUCGGUGAAGACGUCGACGUUCGCUCAACCGAUGGUACGAAUAUUAUCAGUGAAUUAUUUUCAGCAAUGACAACACGUAUGCGGUUUACCGAUGUUUGGAGUGUUGUUUUGGGCAAUCCAGUUGGAGCACGUAUAAAUGAAGCACGUCAAUCAGCAACAGAAUAUUUACGAAAUGUCGUUCUCCAAGGAAGACCCAUUACAGAAGAUACACUGGAAGAGUUAACAAAUAAACUUUACGAAUCACUUUUGCAAGAAGCUUCAAUAAAUUUCAAUGAGCUUCGAGUGAAACCAAAUGUAAACAUCGCAAAUGUUAUGAAACGUUUCUUUCAUCACCACGUCCGUAAACUAUUGAAUAUUUUAUUUAAUGAUCCCGAUACUAUUUGGUUCGAACAUUUUCGACAUCGAUUAACCAUAAUGCGUAACGAAUAUCUGGCAUUAUCAUCACAUUGUCUCGAAGGCGGAGAGACAGCUGCAAUAGAUUUUAUUUUAAGUCGACACCGUGCUGUCUUUCGUUCAACAAAUCCAAUGAUCGUAGGAUGGUCAGAAACCUACCUUCAAACAUCUCUAACAACCGCUUUCGGUGAAAUUCGUACAUCGCCGCCUGAUGUGCAACAAUAUUUAGUCGAGCCAACACCAACAGUUGAACGUCACGUGCCUCCUGCGACUGCUACUCCUCCAUCAUCAACAUUAAUGAGUAGUAUAGUAAAUAGAACUGAUCAAGAACGUCGAGCAGUAGCGGGAGCGACUACAACACCAUCGACAUCAACUAGACAAAGUGCAACAUCAAAUGCAUCUUGGCGAGAAAACUUACCAGAGGAUUGGAUUCCAAUUGUUAUCCGAGAUGUAAACAGUCAACAGAAUGCGCCAGCUCAAACUCCAUUUAGCGAUGCUUAUAAAGAAGGUAUGCCAGCUAAACGACGUCGUGUUCAUAUGCGUGAAGACUUGACAUCAUCAAAUCUCUUACAAACAUUGGUUUUACGUGCUUCAUCAGUUAAUUCAUCGUCGAAUCAGAUAUCAAAUGCGACGACAUCUACGCCUGAAAGUGUUCUCACGGGUGAAGCUGCAUCACCAGCACUUGUCAGUACAUUCGAACAAGAACUCAAACGUUUACUAGAACAACGUCUAAGACAAGAUCGAGACUAUCCCGAAGUGCAAAAUCGUAUGCCGAAUACCAAACGUUAUUUAGAUGGUGAUAAAUAA